AUGGAAGUUGUCGAAUCUUUGGCCGAGCCAGUGAGCUCCGUACGCGUCGAAAAUUACUUCUUCUUACUCGCAAUCACAAUCCUUUAUUAUGAUCAUUUUCUAACACUGGAUCAAGAAAUAUGUGCUAUAUGGAAACGCCAGACGAAAUUCAACUGGGGUUGCUACCUGUUUCUGAUCAAUCGCUACGUUUCCUUCUUCGGCGAUAUCGUUGCUGCAGUUUCGUUAUUUUAUCCUUCGUUUAGUAUCUCGAGGUCUGCCUUUCUGGUCAAAAUCAUCAUCCAAGCCGUCAUUGGUGUCACUAUUAGUUUGCGGGUCUACGCGCUAUAUGGGUGCAACCGUCGCCUGCUUGUGAUUUUCAUGACUGUAAUAGUCAUCGCCUUCAUAACCUAUAUGGUCCUCUUUGCCGCGGCUGAUCCAGAUCCAUCCUCGAGUCCGGUAUACGGAUGUCACUCGAUUUGUGAUGCGGCGAGCGCGUCAAAGCUUGUAGCAGGAUGGGGAGCAAUCUUGUUCUUUGACGCCGUGCUUUUUGGCAUGACACUGUUCAAGGCUCAUCAAUUCAAGAAAGACUUCGACAAGGUCAAGGUCGAGAUGUUUUCGAGCACCGGUUCACCAUCGAUUCGUUCUAUUAUCACACGAGACGGUUCUAUCUACUUUGCUGGCAUGGCCCUCGCAAACCUCGUAAACAUUGUCGAUUUCUACUAA
Marasmius oreades (fairy-ring Marasmius) is the source of this 702-nucleotide messenger RNA. RefSeq lists its product as uncharacterized. The record is from RefSeq and is a predicted model, not a curated record. The transcript is spliced from 13 exons. Lineage: Eukaryota; Fungi; Basidiomycota; Agaricomycetes; Agaricales; Marasmiaceae. The coding region runs from base 1 to 702 and encodes 233 amino acids.